AUGACUCAAGGGGAAAUAACUAUAAGAUCCAUGUUUCAUCUUUUGCUGUUCUUAGGGUUCUGCACUACUGGGGUCUGUCGCUCUCGUCAGUAUCAUUUCAUCAACGAGAAUAAAACUUGGGCUGAAGCACAGAGAUACUGCAGAGAGAAUUACGUCGACUUAGCCAGUAUUGAUAAUGCUAAAGAAGAGCUGGAUCUUUUUAAAACAGUAGAUAUCAGGAACUACAGCCCAGUCUGGCUUGGACUAUAUGAUGAUCUGAACAGCUGGAAAUGGUCCCUAGAUGAUGAUGAUGCUUUCUACCAGGAGGGAGACACAAGCUUUAGAAAUUGGAACUGGACUGAAGCACAGAUGUACUGCCGAGAGAAUUACACUGACCUGGCUACCAUUGAGAACAUGGGAGAAAUGAACAAGCUCCUUAAUGCAGUAAAUAAUAGCUACUCAGGUUUGGCCUGGAUUGGAUUAUAUGAUGAUCCGGACAGCUGGAGAUGGUCUUUGGAUGAUGAGGACUUCUACAGUGAAGGAGAAAAGAUGUUCACUGGGUGGUACCAUGAACCUAAUAACUACAACGGAAAAGAGCUGUGUGUGUUUAUUCGUUCGGACGGGAAAUGGGAUGAUGGAGAUUGUAACAAUUCUAUGACUUUUAUUUGCUAUGACGGAAGAAAUGUAACAGAAGGUUACAUCUGGGUUAACCAGUAUAUGUCCUGGGCAGAAGCUCAGCAUUACUGCAGGCAGCGUUACACAGACCUGGCCAGUGUGAGGAAUCAAGCAGACAAUAAAAAAAUCCUCAACCUCACAGGUGGUUCUUCUGCUUGGAUUGGCUUAUACAGGACCAGACUCUGGUCAGACCAGCACGAGUCUACCUAUGAAAACUGGAGACCAGCCAGCCCAUAUAUUCCAGAACAACCAGACAAUGGAUUAUAUGUUUUUCGGGAACAGGGCAAUCAGCAUUGCACAGCUGUAUCACUUGGAGAUUCUGGGCAGUGGACAGAUGAGGAUUGUUUAGCCACACUUCCUUUUAUCUGCUAUAACAAAUUCUGCACAGGAUCAUUAUGCACCCAUCAGUAUCACCUGCUUACUGAUAAUAAGACCUGGACUGAAGCCCAGACUUACUGCAGAGUGAAUUAUACUGACCUGGCCACCAUUAAUAACAUGGAGGAUAUAGGAAGGAUGCUUGACACAGCACAUGGCACCUACUCUGGUUUAGCCUGGAUCGGACUGUAUGAUGAUCUGAACAGCUGGAAAUGGUCUCUGGAUGAUGAUCUUUUCUACAAGGAGGGAGAAAGAAGCUUUAGAAACUGGUUUCAAUACAAACAGAGGAAUUGGUUUGGAAAUAGUUUGUGUGUAUACUUUUCAGGUGUUGAUGCAAUAUGGUGGGGAGCUUCUUGUUAUACCACGAUGCCAUUCAUUUGCUUUGAUGGAAGGGAAAAUGCCAGUGAGAAGUAUGUCCUUAUUUAUCAGUACCUGAAUUGGACCGAAGCUCAGAGAUACUGCAGAGAACAUUACACAGAUCUGACCAGUGUGAGGAACAAGGCCGAGAACCUGAAGAUUAAAUCGGUACUAUAUAAUAAUGAUUAUAGCAGCGACGUAUGGAUCGGCUUGUACGAUACAAGGUCAUGGUCAGAUAAGAGCAACUCUUCUUUCAGCAACUGGAAUACAGGGCAACCUGAUAAUUUUGGAGGAAAUGAAUACUGUACUGCUGUUUUCACUACAUCUGGGAAAUGGACAGAUGAAGACUGUGGUCAAACUUUUCCCUUUUUUUGCUAUAGUUCAAUGUCAUCAAUCUUUCAUCAGUAUUACUUUGUCAAUGAAAAUAAGACCUGGAGUGAAGCACAAAGAUACUGUCGAGAGAUUCACAGAGACUUGGCUACCAUUGAUAACAUGGAAGAAAUGAUCAGUCUCCUUAACACAGUAAACGGAAGCUACACUGGUUUAGCCUGGAUCGGACUGUAUGAUAAUCUGGAUGACUGGAGAUGGUCUCUUGAUGAUGAUGCCUUCUAUAUGGAGGACGAGCGAGAGUUCAGAGGAUGGUACCAUGAACCCAAUAACUACAAUGGAACAGAACUUUGUGUUUCCAUGUAUAACACAGGGGAAUGGUUUGAUCAACAGUGUAAUCAGAGACUGGGAUUUGUGUGCUAUAAUGGUACAAACAACACAUAUGUAUGGAUUUCUGAAAGAAUGACUUGGGAAGAAGCUCAGAGUUUCUGCAGAGCAAAACACAAAGACCUGGCCAGUGUGAGGAAUGAACCCGAGCUUCAGCAGAUACUGAGCCUCACACAUGGCUAUGAUGUGUGGAUCGGUCUUUAUAGGAACCGCUUAUGGUCAGAUCAAAGCAACUCGACUUUUGCUUAUUGGAGAAAAGCGACUCAAGCACAUGUAAUAGCAGAACCUGAUAAUGGUUUGUAUUCAUUUGGACAAUUUGGAAAUCAACACUGCACCGCGAUGGAUUCUACUGGCAAAUGGACUGACGAAAACUGCUCAGCCAGUUUCCCGUUCAUUUGCUACAGUAUAUCUACUCCAGGUGCAUUGAUAGGACUGCAAAUGAAAAUUAAAGUUAAGGGAAACAUGCUAGACUCUCAGAUUAAAGAACUGGUGAUGAUGCAACCACACGUUGUAUUAUCUCUACAUUCGCUCUACACAAGUUGUGUGCUUCCACUUGGCUACACAGGAGAAGACUAA
Messenger RNA from Tachysurus vachellii, 2676 nucleotides. RefSeq names its product macrophage mannose receptor 1-like. Lineage: Eukaryota; Metazoa; Chordata; Actinopteri; Siluriformes; Bagridae. The record is from RefSeq and is a predicted model, not a curated record. The coding region runs from base 1 to 2676 and encodes 891 amino acids. The transcript has 13 exons.